Messenger RNA from Sphaeroforma arctica JP610, 144 nucleotides. RefSeq lists its product as hypothetical. The record is from RefSeq and is a predicted model, not a curated record. The transcript has a single exon. The annotation marks the transcript as partial. Gene Ontology annotation, molecular function: metalloendopeptidase activity. Gene Ontology annotation, biological process: proteolysis. Lineage: Eukaryota; Ichthyosporea; Ichthyophonida.
CAAAUUGCCACCGACCCGCACUCGCCCGGACAACUGAGAGCGUAUCUGCCGCCUAUGAAUUUGGUCGAGUUCAUCAAUGCGUUUGGCAUCAAAGAGGGCCAUAACAUGUACAUCCCACCGGAAAAGAGAGGCAAUGUCUGGUAG